AUGGACGAGGAAGAGAGGAGAUGUCUGGUGGCGCGUUACCCGACGAUACAUAAUUCCGUGGAGAUAUUCGCGGCCACAGCCGGCAAGUCGCCGAAGGAACAGGAAUAUUUCAUGCCGCCCUCGGAGUAUAUCAGGCAGAUGUUGAUGAGCACUCAAGAGAGACUCGACUAUCUGCUGAGACACAGUCGCAGUAUGAACGCGCGAGCUUUACAUGUUACCGAAAGCCGCCACUUCCAGUCAUCUCCCUGUAUUGUUCUCUUUCAACGAUUCGUUCCCGGCGACGUGUACAACGCAACGCUUACAAUACGCAAUGUAUCAAAGGUGUCGCGGCGCUUGAGGAUCUCGCGCGACCCCGAUCCCUUUUUCACCGUGGAACAUCAUGGCUCGAAUUACAGCACGGUCGUAGCGCCCGGGCUCGUUCACGUUUAUAACGUCAGGUUCAGCCCGGCCGAAAGGCGAGACUACGAGUAUCGUGUCGGAUUCGUCGCCGACGAUGACGACAACGACGACGGCGACGUCUUCGCGGUGCCGGUAAUCGCUCUCGGUCCGAGGCCUGUACUCGAUAUCCCCGAUCAGAUCGAGAUACCGAACACCGCGGUGAAGAUCUCCUCCUCGAGGACGAUCUUGGUACGCAAUGUGGGAGACGCGCCGGCGACCUUCAAUUUCUGCUCGGACCAGUACGUUACGUGA
Molecule: messenger RNA, 690 nt
Organism: Dinoponera quadriceps
Lineage: Eukaryota; Metazoa; Arthropoda; Insecta; Hymenoptera; Formicidae
Product: hydrocephalus-inducing protein homolog
Exons: 4
Coding region: 1-690 (229 amino acids)
Biological process (GO): cilium movement; axonemal central apparatus assembly
Cellular component (GO): axoneme
Source: RefSeq, a predicted model, not a curated record